AUGGCCACUCCGAAUAUGCAAGUAUGCGAAGGAUGGAGGCUUAUUUUUUGUUUGCGAAUCAAAAUUAGGAAUGAAUAUGGGAGUGGGAUAAAAAACGACCACUUUAGAAUGCAACAAAACGGUGUUUCGAAAGAAGACAGAAACAUUAGCAACAGAAAAUGUGAAAAUAAGCUUGAGAAUUACUGUGGUUCAUUGGAACCAUUACCUACCAUGGGAAGUGUCGAGAUAUUGUGUCAAAUCCAUCUAAAAUUGUACUGUUAUGCCGCACCGAGUGUGAGAAUUGCAUUAUUGAAGCUCCCUCCUUCCGACAAAAACUUGGUCUAUUAUUUCCCAAUUCCAAAUACAGAAAAGCUUAGAAAAAUAUUAAAAUUCAGGGUCCCCCUUUUACUGUUUAAGAUGAUGAGCGGCAACAUUUUAGAAGUUAAAAGUCCUCAUCCUAAUUUCAAGAAACGAGGUUCUUCAAAAUUUGGGGAAUGCAGCCAUUUUCAAAUACCUCAUUUUGUAUAA
Messenger RNA from Echinococcus granulosus, 507 nucleotides. RefSeq lists its product as hypothetical. Bases 1 to 507 code for a protein of 168 amino acids. The transcript has 3 exons. Lineage: Eukaryota; Metazoa; Platyhelminthes; Cestoda; Cyclophyllidea; Taeniidae. The record is from RefSeq and is a predicted model, not a curated record.